Molecule: messenger RNA, 1341 nt
Organism: Aspergillus candidus
Lineage: Eukaryota; Fungi; Ascomycota; Eurotiomycetes; Eurotiales; Aspergillaceae
Exons: 6
Coding region: 1-1341 (446 amino acids)
Source: RefSeq, a predicted model, not a curated record
AUGGACGAAAUCAUUAUGAGUUACUAUCAGGCCGUCCAGCCAUACCUUCACAGACCCGCCCUUGUCUCUAACCCCAAGAAAUCAAACAUUUCCAUCUUCGAUUCUACCGUACAACCCAGCAUCCUGACCUUCACGGACAGCGAAGAAUUCGAUAAAUAUAUAUCGACGACCCCGAAGCCCUCCACACGAAUAAUUUCCAUCGCUAGUCGCAUUUCAACCCAGCCCCUCGGCAUUACAGAAACCUCUUUGCGAGCGCUCAUCAAUGCCUAUAAUAUCCAUCACUCAUACCUCGAUCGUGUUCUUUCGUUCGGUGAUAAGCCGCGCUGCUCAGAUGCAGGGCAUGGAGGUUUGGUCGUGCAGCGUAGGGAGUAUGGAUCAUAUGAUGCUCACUACCUGUUCGCAUAUCCAGAAGGCUAUGACAACGGCCAGUCCGUAGCAUGGACGACCCGACAGACUUGCGUUUUUCACCGACUCGACCCCUCUGGGAACGAAAACCUGUGGAUAUUUCUCCACGCGGGUCCACGCACCAAACUACAGACGACCAUUGAGGCCGACAUUUCCUCUGGUGUCCUCUCGUUUGAGACGAGCUGGUGCUCGUUUCACCUGCUGGCUCUUGCUACCUAUCUCUGGAACUGGCGGUGGUAUAUUCGUUACUUGGGGGAUGGCAUUGAACGCAUAGUGGAAAUGGCACUCACUCUGAAUGAUGCCGACCUGCAAUCUGUCAAUCAGUCGAGUCCCCUGAACCUGCUUAAGCCUCAGUACUUGGAGGAUAACCUUGCCCCAGUAAAGUCACAGGUAGGCGUUGCGCUGCAAAUAGUCCGCAGGCUGGGGGAGUUGAACGCCCAACUUUACUCCAAGGGCAUCAUUAAAGAGUCCCAGUUGUUGGAGACUGACAAUGUGCUGGGCCAUCACUGCGUGAGCCUGGAAGGGCACCUAGACAGUGUGACGGCGCUGGAAAGGAAGGUCCGGGGAAUAUCACAGCUGCUGGCCGUUGCACUCAACCUGAGAAACCAGUCUGUGACCAUCGAGAUCAAUAAUCGGUCGCUAGACAUGAACCGAGAGUCGGUCGACGACAAUGCGACUGUGCGAGUUGUUACACUGAAUUGUAAGCAGUCCAAAGGUCUAAUCAAGUACCCACAGACUCUUCUUGGAAUGAACCUAUUCGAUUUCAACGACCCCAACGGCAAUACGAAGUUCACAAUAUCUCCGCAAUUCUGGAUCUUCGUGGUUAUUGCCGUGCCCUUGACGGCGCUUACUCUUGGGUUUUGGUAUUUCAUGAUGCGCCGGCGAUUGAGAAAGCGGAAAUAUUCUGACUGUGAGGGGGAUGUUAAAUGUGGAUAA